Molecule: messenger RNA, 1319 nt
Organism: Musca domestica (house fly)
Lineage: Eukaryota; Metazoa; Arthropoda; Insecta; Diptera; Muscidae
Product: probable serine/threonine-protein kinase mps1
Exons: 2
Coding region: 68-1210 (380 amino acids)
Biological process (GO): regulation of transcription by RNA polymerase II
Cellular component (GO): nucleus; transcription regulator complex
Molecular function (GO): DNA binding
Source: RefSeq, a predicted model, not a curated record
ACUGCGCUAGGUAGAGAACAAAACCAUCAUGUGAGCGACUUUAGUUGAGCGAUAACUAGCAAGCGAUAUGGAUGUGCGACGCUUAAUCGACGAAGUACGUUCGAGACCAGUUUUGUGGGAUAACAACCAUCCGAAAUACAAAUGCUAUUUUACAACUGCCAAGCAGUGGAAUGAAAUAGCGAGGAUCCUGAAUGUCAAUAAUUCCGAAGAAUGCAAGAGAAAAUGGAAGAAUAUCAGAGACACUUAUCGCACUUGUCUAAACAACGAAGAACGCCAAAAGGAGAAAUCUAAGGUUUUGGGGAUGAAUACCAAUUAUGCCAGUAACUGGACCUAUAUCAAGGAAAUGGACUUUCUCAAGGAUUUUGUUAGGUUACGAAAACAAGGUAAUAAACGGGUUUCGAAGGGCUUCAAAUCCAAAAACAACUCUCAAAAUUUCAACAUGGAGACGGACAACGGCAUGACCUAUGAUGGAAAUUAUUCUCUGGAGGACGAGUAUGAUGGAAUUAUCGAUUUGGACGAUAGCGAUAAUCUACAAGAAUUACUGGCAAUAAAGAAGGAAUUUGAGGAUACAACAACAACCCUGACAGAGGCAAACACCUCGAAAGAGACAAACACAACGGCAUAUAGUAACAUUGAGAAUUAUCUACCUAAUUUUGAAGAAACUAGAACAACAACAACCACGACUCCAGCUAACAACAAUAUUCAAAAUUGCCUGUCAACCUUGAAUUUACCGGCCUCAAUAAAAGUAAAAAUUGUUCCCAAAAAUUCCAAAGAGAGCCAAAAACCACCACCACCGCUCAGGGACAACAGAACUGAACAACCUCUCUCACGGCCACAAGAGCAGCAGCAGCAGCAACAACAACAACAACCGCAGAUACAGCAGCAACAGCGAAUUCAUUUUCUCAGAGAUUUGGAGAGAGAGGAAGAAAAACUCAUACAAUCCACACAAGAGGAUAUAAGGUCCACCAACACUCAUCUGGAUGCAGAGGAUCCUGAUCGAAAUUUUCUUUUGAGUUUUUUGCCGCACAUGAAGAAAAUGAAUGAUUUGCAAAAUUUAGAGUUUCGUUCGCAAAUGUCACAAAUGAUUUUGAAUGUUCUACUGCCACCAACAUCAACAAAUGCUACGACCACAAGCCAAACAGCCCUGCCUCCACUCACACCCAACCCACGCUUGGUGCGUGGUACAAAUAAUGUUACUGGUUAUAGGUAGGAUAACUUAUGAAAUAAACAAAGUGUUAGACUGAAUUAGAAUUAGAUAUUAGACAUAAAGAUAUUUGUAAAACCUAUUUAAAAAUGUAAAUAUGAAAUAAAUGAAUUAU